Messenger RNA from Guillardia theta CCMP2712, 1164 nucleotides. RefSeq lists its product as hypothetical. Gene Ontology annotation, molecular function: serine-type endopeptidase activity. The coding region runs from base 1 to 1164 and encodes 387 amino acids. The record is from RefSeq and is a predicted model, not a curated record. NCBI's taxonomy places the organism in Eukaryota, Cryptophyceae, Pyrenomonadales, Geminigeraceae. Gene Ontology annotation, cellular component: plasma membrane. The transcript is spliced from 9 exons.
AUGUCAAGGAGUUUCCUCGCAUACCACCGAUGCCGCCCUCUCAUCCUCCCUGCGGUUCUGCUCAUCGCCUCUCCCGCUCGCGGGUUUCUCGCCCCCAGCAGGAUCAUCGUGCAGCGGGCAAACCUUCCUAGCCCUACCUCCAGAGGACAGAGCUCCCUGUGGAGGAGCCCGAGCCCUGCCCUGCCGAUGAUGAGAAGCGGAGACGGGAGCAAGCGCGGGCUAACCUCCUCGGCAGCAGCAGUCGCCGCAGCCGUCUCGGCCUUGGUCGCCCGCCCGGAAGUCGCGUCUGCAGUGGAGCAAGCAGCGCAGGGAACUGGCUUGCAGGACGCUCUGGACGAGGGGCCCAUGAAGAGGUUCUCUCUGUUCGGGAUGCCGAUGAAGCCCGGGGAGCCGCAGGACUUGUUCAAGAUCGAGCGACUGAACGAGAGGCUCGAGAACUUUCAGUAUUCAUUCGAGAAGGCAGACAGCGGGAGGAGGAGUGCGUUGAUCAGCAAGAAGAGGAAGGAGUUCGAGAGGAACUACGGCAUUCAGAUCGGAAGUUUGACGGACAAGCAGGCAAACUUUCUUCCACGUGCGGCUCAAAUUUUUCUGUUUCAGAUUGAAUCGAUCAUCAUGGCUGAGAAACGAUACAGAGAGAUUGACGAGCGCCUUCUCGACGAGGUCGACAAGAACUCACAGGAGCUCCGAUCCCUCGCAGUUUCCCUCGGCGCUGCUGCUCCUGGCGCGGCGACUGGCAACGAGACGCAGGGCGGCAUUAUGAAGAUGAUGGACUCGAUGACGAACAGGAGGAAGCUGAAGGCUGUUGAGAAGAAACUCACCAAGUUGACGUCUGCAAGACUGUCGAACGAGCUCUCCUACAUCUCUGCUGUUGGCUCGCAGCUGGACAAAAACCAGAAGGAGAAGCUCGAGAGUCUCCUCAAGUCGCGCAGAGGCCCAGGGUUCUCCGACAAGGACUCCUUCCUCUCCUUCGUUCCCGCCAAGGACGGUCAAGCUUCUCAUGACGCCAGGCAUGUCUACGUCCUCUCCUUCCCGGGGGAUGUCACCGCAUCUCAAGUUGCUGGGCUGAGACAGGAGGUGACUGCCAUCAGUCGCUACGCCAACGUCUCGCGAGGAGAUGAAGUAGUUCUCAUCCUCAACAGUGGUGGAGGAACCGUGACGGGGUGA